This is a messenger RNA of Chinchilla lanigera (long-tailed chinchilla), 649 nucleotides long. RefSeq names its product amine oxidase [flavin-containing] B-like. Gene Ontology annotation, molecular function: oxidoreductase activity. Lineage: Eukaryota; Metazoa; Chordata; Mammalia; Rodentia; Chinchillidae. The record is from RefSeq and is a predicted model, not a curated record.
GGCAAAUCAUACCCCUUCAAGGGCCCAUUCCCACCUGUAUGGAAUCCAAUUACCUACCUAGACCAUAAUAACCUUUGGAGGACAAUGGAUGAUAUGGGGCAAGAGAUCCCCAGUGAUGCCCCAUGGAAGGCCCCCCUUGCGGAAGAGUGGGACCACAUGACCAUGAAGGAGCUGCUGAACAAGAUCUGCUGGACUAGCUCUGCAAAGCAGCUUGGCACUCUUUUUGUAAACCUGUGUGUCACUGCCGAGACUCAUGAGGUUUCUGCUCUCUGGUUCCUGUGGUACGUGAAGCAGUGUGGGGGCACGACCAGAAUCAUCUCAACAACCAGUGGAGGCCAGGAAAGGAAAUUUGUGGGCGGAUCUGGUCAAGUGAGUGAGCGGAUAAUGAAUCUCCUUGGGGACCGAGUGAAACUAGAGAGGCCUGUGAUCCACAUUGACCAAACAGGAGAAAGUGUCCUUGUGGAGACUCUAAACCAUGAAAUGUAUGAGGCUAAAUAUGUGAUUAGUGCUAUCCCUCCUGCUCUGGGCAUGAAGAUUCACUUCAAACCUCCUCUGCCCAUGAUGAGAAACCAGCUGGUCUCCCGUGUGCCUUUGGGGUCAGUCAUCAAGUGCAUUGUCUAUUAUAAAGAGCCUUUCUGGAGGAAAAUGG